Molecule: messenger RNA, 441 nt
Organism: Colletotrichum spaethianum
Lineage: Eukaryota; Fungi; Ascomycota; Sordariomycetes; Glomerellales; Glomerellaceae
Product: N-glycosidase R617
Exons: 1
Coding region: 1-441 (146 amino acids)
Source: RefSeq, a predicted model, not a curated record
AUGUAUUGCAAAGCAGCCUGCUUUGGCGACACUCUACGGCAGGCGCGGAUCAUAAACGAGAAGGACCCAAAAGAGCAGAAGAAGCUGGGCAAGGGCACAGUGGACUUCGAGGAUACGAGGUGGGACGAAGUCAAGAGCCGGGUCGUGGAAAUGGGGAAUGUUGCCAAAUUUGACCAAAACCCGCAUCUAAAGGCGGUGCUGAUGGCUACCGGUAACAAAUUGUUGGUCGAGGCGGCGAGCCGUGAUCGCGUAUGGGGGAUCGGAUACACCGAAAAGAACGCCAUGGCCAAUCGGGAAAACUGGGGUGAAAAUCGGCUGGGCAAAGCCCUCAUGGAGGCCAGAAGACAUCUUCGAGAAGGAAACCGCCCGGAAAAUAAUAGCGUUAACGACGAACAUGAGGAACUGGAGGAAACAGAGAACGAAAACGAAGCAGGGAGCUGA